Molecule: messenger RNA, 6575 nt
Organism: Ictalurus furcatus (blue catfish)
Lineage: Eukaryota; Metazoa; Chordata; Actinopteri; Siluriformes; Ictaluridae
Gene: ptpra
Product: protein tyrosine phosphatase receptor type A
Exons: 23
Coding region: 624-3116 (830 amino acids)
Biological process (GO): protein dephosphorylation
Molecular function (GO): protein tyrosine phosphatase activity
Source: RefSeq, a predicted model, not a curated record
AUAACAAUAACUUUGUCAAUGCCCAAAUGUUUAUACACCUGACUGUGUGUUUUAUGAUGCACAUACAGUAGGUGUAUUUAAUGCAAGGCGCAGUGUCGCCGCAAGAGGGCGCGACACACCUGUGAACGAUAUGGGGGCGGGGUUUGAUGUAAGCGCAGGGACGAGCCCCAAAAAAAAGAAUGGGCUCCCGUGGGCGUGGUCUGUGCUGGGAAGGAGGCGGGGUUUGCCACUGGGAAAAUCUGCUUUCCCAUUCCAAUCGGCCAGGCGCAACAUGGCGGACUAGGAGAGGCGGCACGACAGCGCCCGGAUACAGCGAGUAAAACGCGGGAUACAGGCACCCGGCGUUGCGGAGAGCACGAAAACGGAUCCUGGUGGAAGAGAGGAGGAAAUAAGACGAAAAACAGGGCACUUUGGGACUUGUUUGGACAUGUAAUUUUGAAGCAGGUUCCGAGCGGGCCGUGUACAGCGCAACCUCGGCACUCUGGGUGAGGAGGAGUCCGGGGCCGGGACAUCGAGUGCUGGAUACCAACUUCACAAACCCCCUCUCUUCAGUGCAGCUAAUAAAGAUCUACAGUGUGUGGAGAAAAGGGCGGUGAGGCAAUCAUUGUGCGAAUGAGUGAGUGAUGCAGAGCACUUUUUCGCAGGGCAGUAUGGGUCUGUGUCCCCUGCUCCUGUUGUUUGCGUUGGCCUUUGGUUGGGCCCAGGAAACACCCAAGCUCUCAGAUCCGAAUCAGAUUGUGACACCCACAACCCCUUCUCCCACAGCGCGCAACCUUACUCAUGGCCCCACCCCUUCAAUCACAGCCCCGCCCACCGAGCAACCUGCCAUUGGUGACUCCACGAAUGUAACAGCAAAGACACCAGCUCAAGGAGACCCCAUAGCCCCUCCUACCCCUGCUCCACCUCUGCCUCCCGGCGUCGAUCACACUAAUCACACCGGUGCUCCGCCCACAGGGCCUACCACCAUCCCUUCCGCUCUUCGUCCCACAACCCUGUCCACUCCUUCCACGGCUGCGGGUCCUUCUACUACGACCCUCGCCAAUGAAACUAAGCCAGAUCACGAUGUUUCAAGUACUCAUCCCAGUACGACCACUGAAAUCAGCACCACGCCAUUCAUCGGCAUUCCUCCAGGAGGAAGCGGAGGCGGUGAAGACACGGCGAUCAUCGCUGUGACGGUGGCUUUAUCGUCUCUGCUGGUCAUCAUCUUCAUCAUCAUCGUUCUCUAUAUGCUCAGGUUUAAGAAGUACAAGCAGGCAGGAAGCCACUCAACCUCCUUCAGACUGACCAAUGGCAGGACGGACGAUACAGAGCUUCAGAGUGUGCCGCUAUUGGCCCGCUCGCCCAGCACAAACAGGAAGUACCCGCCCCUUCCAGUAGACAAGCUCGAGGAGGAAAUGAACCGCCGCAUGGCUGAUGACAACAAACUCUUCAGGGAGGAAUUCAAUGCGUUGCCAGUCUGCCCCAUCCAGGCCUCAUGUGAUGCCGCCUCCAAAGAGGAGAACAAGGAGAAGAACCGAUACGUCAACAUUCUGCCUUAUGAUCACUCCAGGGUACAUCUCUCCCCUCUAGAGGGCGUCCCAGACUCAGAUUUCAUCAACGCUUCUUACAUUAAUGGCUAUCAGGAGAAGAACAAAUUUAUAGCUGCCCAAGGGCCAAAAGAGGAGACUGUGAACGACUUCUGGAGAAUGAUCUGGGAGCAGAACACUGCCACCAUUGUCAUGGUGACCAACCUGAAGGAGAGGAAGGAGUGCAAGUGUGCUCAGUACUGGCCGGAUCAGGGCUGCUGGACGUACGGGAACAUCCGUGUUUCUGUAGAGGACAUGACUGUGCUGGUGGACUACACCGUACGCAAGUUCUGCAUUCAGCAGGUGGGGGAUGUAUCAGGGAAGAAGCCCCAGAGGCUGGUGACUCAGUUCCAUUUUACCAGCUGGCCAGACUUUGGUGUGCCCUUUACCCCCAUCGGCAUGCUUAAGUUCCUUAAAAAGGUUAAAGCGUGCAACCCACAGUAUGCUGGGCCCAUAGUGGUACACUGCAGCGCGGGUGUCGGGAGGACGGGCACCUUCAUCGUAAUCGACGCGAUGCUGGACAUGAUGGCCGCCGAGAGGAAGGUGGACGUGUUCGGCUUCGUCACGAGAAUCCGAGCCCAGCGGUGCCAGAUGGUCCAGACCGAUAUGCAGUACGUAUUUAUUUUCCAGGCUCUGUUGGAACACUACCUGUAUGGAGACACAGAACUGGAGGUCACCUCUUUAGAGUCUCACCUGGCCAAACUCUACUCUCCUUUACCUGGAGCCGGCUGUGGCGGGCUGGAGGCGGAGUUUAAGAAACUCACUUCUAUAAAGAUCCAGAAUGAUAAAAUGAGAACCGGGAACCUUCCGGCCAACAUGAAGAAGAACCGUGUGCUGCAGAUCAUUCCGUAUGAGUUUAAUCGCGUGAUCAUUCCUGUAAAGCGCGGUGAGGAGAACACGGACUACAUCAAUGCGUCCUUCAUCGAUGGCUACAGGCAAAAGGACUCGUACAUGGCGUGUCAGGGCCCAUUGCAGCACACCAUCGAGGACUUCUGGAGGAUGAUCUGGGAGUGGAGGAGCUGCUCUAUCGUGAUCCUCACCGAACUGGAGGAGCGAGGACAGGAGAAGUGUGCUCAGUACUGGCCCACUGAUGGAGUGAUGGUGUGUGGUGAUAUGUCCAUUGAGCUGAAGAGAGAGGAGGAAUGUGAGAGUUACACUGUCAGAGAUCUGCUCGUCACCAACACUAGAGAGAAUAAAUCUCGUGCUGUGCGUCAGUUCCAUUUUCACGGCUGGCCUGAGGUGGGCAUCCCUGCCGACGGUAAAGGCAUGAUCAACAUCAUUGCUGCCGUGCAGAAACAGCAGCAGCAGUCUGGAAACCAUCCAAUCACAGUGCACUGCAGCGCCGGCGCCGGUCGUACGGGCACAUUCUGCGCUUUGAGCACGGUUCUGGAGCGUGUGAAGGCAGAGGGCAUUCUAGACGUCUUUCAGACGGUGAAAAGCCUGCGACUGCAAAGACCACACAUGGUGCAGACACUGGAGCAGUAUGAAUUUUGCUACAAAGUGGUCCAGGAAUACAUCGAUGCCUUUUCCGACUAUGCCAAUUUUAAGUAGGGACCCUACCGAGGGUGCGACGUCCUCAGCCUCUCUCACACAUAUAAAGUUACACGCGCGAGCUCGGCACCGGACUGGCCGUCACCACAGAAAAGGGAACGAGGACCGAGGAGGACGCGAGGGAUGGCAUUUUUGUCACACACAAAAAAACAAAAACAAAAGAUGCCUUCUCGAGUAUUUUGUAAUUUCGUGUAUUGUUUGUUAAUAUGUUCCUGUUUAUUUUUUUUCCAGUGUAAAUACACUUCGCCCAUCAUUUAUUUGUUUUUAGAUGCAAGUUUUAGAGUGAUCUUUUUUUUCCUAAUGUAGUUUACAGGUAUAUGAAUAUAAACAUAGUUAUAUGACUCUAAGUUGGUUUUGAAUUGAACAGCUGGACCAUGGGGUGAUUUUUUUUUUUUUUUUUUUUUUAAAUCUUUUCUUUUUUCCUGUUUUCUAUUGGUGCAGCCGAGUGACAGAGACCCGACCACUCAAACCUGUUGCACUUUUGCUUGCAGCCGUAUUUUAUGGCUGACUUACGCAAGUAACACAGAGUACAAACCUUUUGCAUUUUCUUAAAAUAUACAGAGCAUUGACCAGUUCUGUGCUGGAGAAACCAGGGUGAUUUGUUUGUUUGUUUGUUUGUUUGUUUGUUUGGUUUUUUUUUUAUAUUUUUUCCCCUCCUUCUAAAAAAAGCAGCAAUGUAUUGGAUGAGGUACCUCACGGUUCCUCAUGGAGGACCAUUUAAGAACCAACAAACUGAUGCCUGUGCGAUUUUUAACUCUCUCACUUAGGAAAAACUUGGAAACUGUUUUAGACACGGUUACAGCGUCUGGGCGCCAUUUUCCUUUAGCACAGCUGCGUUUCAGUUAUUCUUAUAAAUAUGUUUGGGCUCCGAGAGCGUGGCUCGUGUGGUCCUCAGAAAUGUCUGACCAGGUGCUUCUUUUCUUGCAAUACGGAAUGGCACAAAAUCUUUGCGAUGAUCAUUGGAACGAGAAUACAUCAACGUUAUUAAUAGGCGCUGUUUCAAAGAGGAUCAGACGUUUGCUUGUUCGGAUAUGUCCACCAACGGUUUCCGUCGGGUGUGUUUUGCUUUCGCACGCGACGGUACAUAAAAUAUUUGCCCUUCUCAGUUUUCAGAGCAAACCUCGAUGAAGGACCGAUUAGCCCUGAAAGGUCGUUCAGUCAGUCUCGAGGUGCUUACAAGCUUAAUGGAUGCCAUUUCUACCCAUGAGCACGAGUGCAACCAACGAGGGUGAAGAAAAUGCUCCCUGAAAAUGGCUAAUAAGAAAAGAAAGCUCGUUGUUACUGACUAACGUAAUCCCAUUUGUGUAGCUGGCAAAGACCGAGUGUGACAGGCCGUGGGUCUGUCUGCAUCCGUCUGUCUGGCCCUUCUUACUUUGCCUCAUUAUUAGCACUUUUGGGUGAAGCAGUCCUUGAACUCUCCUACUGAGCCAGUCAAAUUGAAAACAACCAAGAACCUUCCUUUCUUCCUUUCUUUCUUUCUUUCUUUUUCAUCACUAUUCACUUGUUUACAUGGCUUUUGAGGUUCAAGAGGAAAGUGAAAACACUCGAUCGUACUGCGACGUUGCCUGGUUACAGCGAAACAGGUUUCGUUUCAUUUUGUUUUCCUCUUUGUAAGGAGUCGCAUGUAAUUAUUAGUCGGCCAGCAGAAACGCUCACACAGCAGCUUUCCAUCGUCGUCGUUAUGUGAAUUUUCAGCUAGCUUCCGUCUGAUCGCUAGCGAAUGUUUGAAAUUAGCGCUGUAUCUACACUCCGUGGACGUCCGAGUCAGAGCCUGCACACUGCUGAUGAGCCUUGAGAUAUCAGACUCGUCUUGGAUUUUUUAUUUUUUUAUUAUUAUUCUUUUUUUUUCUUUUUUUUUUUUUUAAAUUUAAAAAUAAUACAGGGUUAGUUCAAAUUUCUUUACGUAAAGGAAGUCUGGCAGAUUCCGUUUUUGCUUUAAUAAAUUUCAGGCUAAUCGCUAUCCAUCUGUAGUGUGUGUGUGUGUGUGUGUGUGUGUGUGUGUGAUACCAAGACAUUUCCCUCAAUUGAGGUAUGAAUAGAAAUCGCUGGAGUAUUUCUCUUAUUAUUUUUUUUUUCCUUAAUGAAACACUGUGCCAAUACACACUCUUGAGUAAAAGAACUCCACCCAAACCUUCUACACCCUGUUAGCAAGCUCCGCCCCUUUCUUCCCACCUUCCUGGAGGUGUGGCUGACUGAGCAAGUGCCUAUGUAAUAACUUCCCUGCUAUAUGUGCGUGUUCGCUAUGUGCUGAAGGAGCUCUGACCUCAGCUUUUAGUGCUUUUUUAUAACUUCUCACUGGUGAAAUUUUGGACCUGAUGCCUCUUCAGGAGUUCUUCUUUUAAGCUGAUUUGUGUUGAAUCUGUUGAAAUGGGUUUCUAGUACGUUCCCGGUGUUCCGCUGUUGUCUGAGACCCCAUGUAAGAUCAGGAAUUAUUCCUUAAGAGUUGUUCAGAUUCUCGCUAGUUUCAGCAGGCGGUCCUCUCGUGUCUGUGAGAACUCGCUGUGGAAUGUUCCAGUACUUUUGCAAAACAGCAUCGUAUUGUUGUUCUCCGGUUCUGAAUGUUGCGUCUGUCUGUGGAAGAAGAUAAAACCUGCAGGAAGAGAAACGGUCUUAAGUGUCUUCACCCUUUCCUCCUUCCGUCUCCCUGAUUGGGUCAUGUUGUAAAUUUGACCCCGAUUUGAAUUGUUUUUCCCCCUCCCCACCUUGUACACAUCAUCCUUCUGCUUCAUCAUCCUAAAUGUUCCUGUCUGUACAUAACCUUAUUUAUAUUUCAUUCCUUUCCGCUGCCUUGCUUAUUUUAUUAUUCUUAUACAUUUGUAUAAUAAACUGUACUUGGACCAUUUUUUCUCUUUUUUUCCCUUUUUUUUUUUUAUAAAGUAUUAGAAUUUUUUCCCAUUUUUUUUUAAAAAGUUUGUUAUUAUUAUUAUUAUUAUUAUUAUUAUUAUUAUUGUCUUAAAAUCUUAUUUUAAUUUGCAUCUGUUUUUAUAGUGUUAUUCAAAAUUUUGAAUAUAUGUGUAUAUAAUUAUAUAUAUAAUAAAAAAAAAAUUAUAUAUAAUUAUAUAAUGCUAAAUGGCCUUUCUAAGCAAGGAACUGUUCCAAUCUAAUAAAAAUGCUUGAGAUUUUAUCACUGGUUCGAGUCUGAGUGGAAUGACUUUGUGUAAUUGUGUAUGUUUAUAAAUUUAUAAUUGAAAUAAAAUGAUCAGUAGUCGUUGUGGUUAUCUCAGUAAUUAAUUUGUCUGCCCUUUUUUGUUGUUGUUGUUUGGUUUAUUUGUGGUAGAAACCACAGAUUCUACUUGGACAGUAUUGUGUUCUUCAUAAUCCCAGGUUUUAACUAAAAAUAGAUGAUUGAUUUGGCCAAUUUUUUUAGAUCUGGCCCGUCACUUUGUUUCAGGACACUAAUCCUUACCUGACUAAGACGUGUCAGGAGGAUUCUGCAUCUGCUGCCACCAUAAUGUGGAU